Molecule: messenger RNA, 2127 nt
Organism: Coffea eugenioides
Lineage: Eukaryota; Viridiplantae; Streptophyta; Magnoliopsida; Gentianales; Rubiaceae
Product: cyclic nucleotide-gated ion channel 18-like
Exons: 6
Coding region: 1-2127 (708 amino acids)
Biological process (GO): transmembrane transport; monoatomic ion transport
Cellular component (GO): membrane
Molecular function (GO): monoatomic ion channel activity
Source: RefSeq, a predicted model, not a curated record
AUGAAUAGAAGAAUAUUCUCGAGGCCGGCGUCCCACCUCCGCCAUAUCCGGCGAUCACUAACCACCCAUAACACUGUCGCCGCCUCCUCCGACGGCACAUUCGCGGCUGACCAGCCUCACCUGGUAAACGUCUUACUAUGGCGCUACCAAAUUCUGGACCCCAGCAGCGACAUUGUCAACUGGUGGAACCAUGUUUUCCUCGUAACUUGCCUCAUCUCUCUCUUCAUCGAUCCUCUCUAUUUCUACCUCCCCUACGUCGGUGAAAUGGCUUGCAUGACCACCGAAAACGAAGCCUCCGUCAGCAUCACCUACUACCGCACCCUCGCCGACCUCUUCUACCUCCUCCACAUUCUCUUUAAGUUCCGCACUGCCUUCGUUGCCCCUAGCUCCAGGGUCUUCGGCCGGGGCGAGCUCGUUAUGGACGCCAGACAAAUUGCCAUGCGAUAUCUCAAAUCUGAUUUCAUUGUUGAUUUUGCCGCUACUCUCCCCUUACCUCAGAUUGUCAUCUGGUAUGUAAUUCCAGCGACCAAAAGUAAAAAAUCUGGUCAAGCCGACAACACUCUUGCCCUUAUUGUUCUUUUCCAGUAUAUCCCCAGAUUGUUCGUCAUCUUUCCUUUGAAUCAGAAGAUUAUCAAAACUACUGGGUUUAUUGCUAAGACUGCUUGGGCAGGAGCUGCAUACAAUCUCCUUCUCUACAUGUUAGCCAGUCAUGUGCUAGGAGCUUCAUGGUAUCUAGCGUCAAUAGGGCGACAGCUCUCUUGUUGGAAGACAGAGUGUAGAGCAGAGAUGGAUGCAUUUCCACCUUGCAGCUUGAAAUUUCUGGAUUGUGAUAGUGUUGGACAAAUUGAGAGGAACUAUUGGCUGAAUGCAACGAAACUUGUCACCCGUUGCGAUGCCAAAAAUGAUGAUUCAGAUUUCAAAUUUGGAAUGUUUGCACAUGCUUUUACCAGCGAAGUUGCUUCAUCAAGAUUUAGUCACAAGUAUCUCUAUUGCCUUUGGUGGGGUUUGAGAAAUUUGAGUUCAUAUGGGCAAAACCUGCGGACUAGCACUUACAUUGGAGAGACAGUAUUUUGCAUUGUCUUAUGUAUUGGUGGUUUGAUUCUGUUUGCAAGAUUGAUUGGGAACAUGCAGACUUAUUUGCAAUCUAUGACGGUUAGACUUGAAGAAUGGAGACUUAAGAAAAGGGAUACAGAAGAGUGGAUGAGACAUCGCCAGUUACCUCCAGAAUUGCAAGAACGGGUUCGUCGUUUUGUUCAGUAUAAAUGGUUUGCUACAAGGGGCGUUAAUGAGGAAUCCAUCCUCCUUUCCUUGCCUUUGGAUCUUCGUCGUGAAAUUCAGCGGCAUCUAUGUCUAAACCUAGUUCGAAGAGUUCCUUUUUUCGCACAAAUGGAUGAUCAACUGCUUGAUGCCAUAUGUGAACGCCUGGUCUCGUCCUUGAGCACCGAAGGCACCUAUGUUUUUAGAGAAGGAGAUCCAGUGGAUGAGAUGCUUUUUGUCAUUAGGGGACAGUUGGAGAGUUCCACAACAAAUGGUGGAAGAUCCGGAUUUUUCAAUUCCAUCACCCUCAGACCUGGAGACUUCUGUGGGGAGGAGUUACUGACAUGGGCCUUGGUUCCUAACUCCAGUCUAAACCUGCCUUCUUCAACUCGAACUGUUCGGACACUUACUGAAGUUGAGGCAUUCGCACUUCGUGCCGAAGACCUCAAGUUUGUUGCAAUUCAGUUUAAACGUCUCCAUAGCAAGAAGCUCCAGCAUGCAUUCAGGUACUACUCUCCUCAGUGGAGGACAUGGGGUGCUUGCUUUAUAGAAGCUGCAUGGAGAAGGUAUAAAAGAAAGAGACUUGCUAAAGAGUUGGCAGUGCAAGAAAGCCUAUACACUGACUGGGAUGGUAACUUCACGUAUCAGCAAAAAUCUGAUGACGGAUUAUAUAAUGGACCUGAAGAGGUUCCACUGGUGGAUAUUGAUAAUAAUGGUCAGCAUCUUGGAGCUACAAUCUUGGCUUCAAAAUUUGCUGCAAACACCAAAAGAGGGGUCGUCCAGAAGGUUCAGGUGGCUGAUGCCUCCUCUUCUAGCCUAAAGAUGCCCAAGUUGUUUAAGCCAGAUGAACCUGAUUUCUCUCUAGUCUAA